Homalodisca vitripennis (glassy-winged sharpshooter) is the source of this 2474-nucleotide messenger RNA. RefSeq names its product major facilitator superfamily domain-containing protein 6-A. The record is from RefSeq and is a predicted model, not a curated record. Lineage: Eukaryota; Metazoa; Arthropoda; Insecta; Hemiptera; Cicadellidae. Gene Ontology annotation, cellular component: membrane. Gene Ontology annotation, molecular function: transmembrane transporter activity. The transcript is spliced from 8 exons. Bases 161 to 1396 code for a protein of 411 amino acids.
AUCUACAUUUGGUUUGUUUAUGUUUUGAUUUCUUGGUAGCUGUUCAGCACUUCUGGGUUCUGAACACUGACCGAAGUGACAAGUGGCGUAGACAUUAGACAGAGAGCAGGGCUGGUGAAUAAAAGAAGUUGGAGACUACAUGUGAGCUGAGUUGGUCAUCAUGGUGAAAGUGAACUAUGAUUUGCUCCCUGUUAAAACACACUACUUCUUUUUUAUGGCUGCUAUGGGACCUAUCCUGCCGUUCCUGCCAGUUAUUGGGAAACAGUUGGGUGUCUCUGAAGUGGUCAUGGGGCUCAUCAUGUCUGUCAUACCGAUCCUCUUUUUGUUUGCCAAACCAAUUUUUGGCUUCAUCCUGGACUACUUCCAGUCACACCGCAAGACAGUGUUUCUCACUCUGGUAGUCUCCACCACCGUGUUCUCUGCCUUGCUCUGGCUAGUACCUGAGUACAAGCUGGUGCCUGUCCAACAACAGGUGGCCUGUGGUUCAAUUCUCAACUGCACCGAUCAGGUUGCUCUCGUAGAUGGUAUAGAUUGCUGGGUGACACUGUCAGGUGAAAAGACAGCAGCCUUGAGACUAGCUGCUGACAACACCUCGUACUGUGCUGAGAGUACAGUAGUCUGUCAGCUGGGAUCUAUGGUUCAUGUCAGCUGUCAGAAGCGAGGUCUGGGAUUCUACUCCAGCACCACCUUCUGGAUGUUCGUCGUACUCCUCUCUGCAGCCAGCAUCGGCUACAACGUCUCCAAUAGUGUCAGCGAUGCCAUUUGCUUUGAUGUUCUCGGAGCAGGAAACGAGAAGAAGUACGGGCAGCAGAGGGUGUGGGGCACUGUAGGUUUUGGUCUGAGUGCCUUGGUUGGAGGUUACUGCGUAGAUUGGUGGUCUGGACCCAGCCAAGUCAAGGACUACACUCCCGCCUACUUCAUGGCUGUCGUUUUCACUUCGAUAGAUCUCCUGUGCUGUACCAAGCUUAAGCUGCCUGUACUUCCCAGGUCACAAAACAUUCUGAAAGAUGUGUUGAAGUUGGUGCAGACUCCCUCCAUUGCGACAUUCCUGUUAUUUGCUGCAUUCAUUGGAAUCUGUGAAAGUUUCAUCAUAUUCUUCUUGUUUUGGUACUUGGAAGACUUAGCCGUAACCACAGGAGCUAUGGGACACAUUAAGUUACUCCAGGGUUUGACGGUUGCAGCUGAGACUCUUGUGGGAGAGAUUGUCUUCUUUCCUUUGUCAGGCAGGAUCCUGAGGUGGGUGGGUUACCGGCACUGCUUGUCUCUGUGUUUCCUGGCGUACACGCUGCGACUGGGUCUGCUCUCAGUGAUACACAACCCCUGGUGGGCUCUAGCUGUAGAACUGCUGCAGGAACAAGUAAAGUAUGACCGUUGUGUGUGGCAGGCAGGAUCCUGAGGUGGGUGGGUUACCGGCACUGCUUGUCUCUGUGUUUCCUGGCGUACACGCUGCGACUGGGUCUGCUCUCACUGAUACACAACCCCUGGUGGGCUCUAGCUGUAGAACUGCUGCAGGAACAAGUAAAGUAUGACCGUUGUGUGUGGCAGGCAGGAUCCUGAGGUGGGUGGGUUACCGGCACUGCUUGUCUCUGUGUUUCCUGGCGUACACGCUGCGACUGGGUCUGCUCUCAGUGAUACACAACCCCUGGUGGGCUCUAGCUGUAGAACUGCUGCAGGAACAAGUAAAGUAUGACCGUUGUGUGUGGCAGGCAGGAUCCUGAGGUGGGUGGGUUACCGGCACUGCUUGUCUCUGUGUUUUCUAGCGUACACACUGCGACUGGGUCUGCUCUCAGUGAUACACAACCCCUGGUGGGCUCUAGCUGUAGAACUGCUGCAGGAACAAGUAAAGUAUGACCGUUGUGUGUGGCAGGCAGGAUCCUGAGGUGGGUGGGUUACCAGCACUGCUUAUCUCUGUGUUUCCUGGCGUACACGCUGCGACUGGGUCUGCUCUCACUGAUACACAACCCCUGGUGGGCUCUAGCUGUAGAACUGCUGCAGGAACAAGUAAAGUAUGACCGUUGUGUGUGGCAGGCAGGAUCCUGAGGUGGGUGGGUUACCAGCACUGCUUAUCUCUGUGUUUCCUGGCGUACACGCUGCGACUGGGUCUGCUCUCACUGAUACACAACCCCUGGUGGGCUCUAGCUGUAGAACUGCGGCAGGAACAAGUAAAGUAUGACCGUUGUGUGUGGCAGGCAGGAUCCUGAGGUGGGUGGGUUACCGGCACUGCUUAUCUCUGUGUUUUCUAGCGUACACGCUGCGGCUGGGUCUGCUCUCAGUGAUACACAACCCCUGGUGGGCUCUAGCUGUAGAACUGCUGCAGGAACAAGUAAAGUAUGACCGUUGUGUGUGGCAGGCAGGAUCCUGAGGUGGGUGGGUUACCGGCACUGCUUAUCUCUGUGUUUCCUGGCGUACACACUGCGACUGGGUCUGCUCUCACUGAUACACAACCCCUGGUGGGCUCUAGCUGUAGAACUGCU